Molecule: messenger RNA, 1029 nt
Organism: Colletotrichum spaethianum
Lineage: Eukaryota; Fungi; Ascomycota; Sordariomycetes; Glomerellales; Glomerellaceae
Product: secondary metabolism regulator LAE1
Exons: 3
Coding region: 1-1029 (342 amino acids)
Molecular function (GO): methyltransferase activity
Source: RefSeq, a predicted model, not a curated record
AUGGAAGAACAUCAAGAUGUAUUAGUACCUCCUACAGGGCCUCCGGAGGUUGCGGGUCAUCCACACAUAGCAUUUAUUGAGGCUGAAGACGAUGGUUACUAUUCUGCUUCUGAUGCAGGGUCGAACAUCAUCUCACUGGCCUCUACUGUCCGCGCCUUCACUUUCGAGAAUGACCGACGAUACCACAAAUUCAAGGAAGGCCGGUAUGUGUUCCCCAAUGACGAUGAAGAGCAGGCACGGGAGGAUAUGAAACACGUCUUGGUACUCGCUCUAUGCGGAGAUGCACUGCACAGCGCGCCUCUGGAGAAUCCCCAGAGCAUCCUGGAUAUCGGCACUGGCACCGGCAUCUGGGCUAUCGAUAUGGGUGACGAGUACCCGGCAGCGACCAUCACCGGCAUUGAUCUCAGCCCUAUCCAACCAUCAUACGUGCCGUCCAACGUUUUUUUUGUGAUUGAUGACGCUGAGGCGGAGUGGUUAUAUCCAGACAACUCAGUUGACUAUAUUCACAUACGGAACAUGGGCGCUGCUAUCAAGGACUGGACAAAACUUCUAGCUCAGGCAUACAGGGUUCUCAAGCCAGGCGGCUGGAUCGAGCUUCAGGAGAUGAAGUGGAACUUUAACUGUGAUGACGGCACGAUGCCUCCUGACUAUGCGUUGACAAGAAUGAUGGGUCUCGUCUGGGAAGGCCUUGCGAUGUUUGGGAUCGAAGCAGACAUUGCAGAUGCCAAUCCGCAACGCCUAAGAGAUGCUGGCUUCCUGAAUCAAGUCAAUGAAAUUCGGAAGGUUCCAGUCGGCGAAUGGCCCAGAAGACCAGAACUAAAAAUGAUUGGGAUAUACUGUCAAGCAGUUCUCUACGAUGGACUCCACGCAGUUACUAUUGGACCCCUUACUAGAGGCUUGGGAUGGAGUCCUGAAGCAGUGGAGCUUCUAUUGGUGGACGUGCGGAAGCAUCUGAUCGACAAAUCUAUUCACUCAUACGUGUUUUACCACAGUGUUGCCGGCCAAAAACCACAUGGUGUAUCUGUCUAG